This is a messenger RNA of Miniopterus natalensis, 2508 nucleotides long. Lineage: Eukaryota; Metazoa; Chordata; Mammalia; Chiroptera; Miniopteridae. The record is from RefSeq and is a predicted model, not a curated record.
AUGGAGAAAGAAGAGGAUCUGUGGGGCGAGUGGAGCCCCAUUCUGUCCUUCCAGACUCUGCCCUCUGCUCCAAAAGAUGACUGGAUAUCAGGGGAUGUCUGUGGGACACAAGGUGGGCAGAAAUCCCUGCUUCUGUGGAAGGACCUAGAGCUAGCCACUGGCUAUGAGGUGUCUGGCUGCUGCCGAAUGGAGAAAGAAGAGGAUCUGUGGGGCGAGUGGAGCCCCAUUCUGUCCUUCCAGACUCUGCCCUCUGAACUGUCAGUGCUGCUGUUGUUGCCAUUGGUUGAUGUAGGCCUGAACGAUGAAGGCAUGAAGGAGUGUGGACCAGAAUCAACAGUGUCCUGUGAAAUAAAUGUUGACUGCCGAAACUUCACAGAGAGUUACUGCCGUUGCAGACGAAGCAAAAGCCUCGUUUCUGAGGCAAUGUUAGAUCUUGACAGCCUGUGUGAUGAUCUCUUUCUGCAGCUGAUGUUGACAUUGAGGGCUGCAGCUGAAAAACUUAGAGCCUCUGCCCCAGAAGGCUGUCCUUGGUGGUGCCCUCUGAACUCCAAAUGUGUCAAUGCCACCGCCUGUCGCUGUGCUCAGGGAUUCAGUUCUUCAUCUGGGGAGAUCCUCACCAGCGUCUUCGAGAGAUGUGAUGACAUCAAUGAAUGUGAACCACCCUCAACAGUGUCCUGUGGAAAAUUCGCAGACUGCCAUAACACAGAGGGGAGCUACUACUGCACGUGCAACCCAGGAUAUGAGCUUGUUUCUGGAGUAAAGAAGUUCCAGAAUGAAAGGGAGAACACAUGUCGAGGGGUCUCCUUCCCCACCUGGAAUGCACCCCAUAGAAUCAACAGCAAGAGGUUCUCUCGCUUCUUACAAAAAUUUGAUGAUUUGGGCAGAGACUUCAAGUCUGCCUUGUCUAUGGACACCGUCCAGGACCUCAUACAGGCGGUAGAUGACCUGCUGGAAACCCCUGAGGACCUGGAGACCGGGCCCCACUCAGAACAGAACUAUGUGGCCGCUAACCUGCUCCUCAACAUGGAAUUUGUGUUGAAAGAGCUGAGCAAGGCCCCACCCAAUGAGUCACUGACCUUUAAUACAGCCGCAGGCACAGAACUGUCCCUGAAGGUGACGAAGAAAGGACAAAAGAAUGUCACCUUAAAUGUUAAUCAGGCGAAGAUGCUCCUGGACUGGGAUACAGUACAGGAAUCUGGUGACUCAGUUUCUUCUGUGGUGGGCCUUUUCUCCAUGCCUGGGAUUCGCAAGUUGCUGUCUGAGGCCUCCCUAGUCCUGGAAACUGAGGAACAGGCAGUUCUGCAUGAGACACACAAGGGCUUGUUGCAGGAAGUCUCCCCCUUCCUGCUCUCAGAUGUCAUCUCCGUCUUUGUGAGCAGUAACAACACCCAGAACCUAAGCUCCCCAGUCACCUUCAUCUUCAACCAUGUGAGUCCUGUGACUCCCAGGCCAAGGCAAAAGUUGUACUGUGUCUUCUGGGAGCAUGGCCAAGAUGGAAGUGGUCAUUGGUCCACCAAAGGCUGCUGGAUGGUGGGCACCAGAGGCACCAGCACCACCUGCCAAUGUACCCACCUCAGCAGCUUUGCCGUCCUCAUGGCCCACUAUGAGGUGCAGAAGACGGAUCCUGCCCUGACUGUGAUCACCCACAUGGGACUGAGCCUCUCUCUGCUGUGCCUCUUCCUGGCGGCUCUCACCUUCCUGCUGUGCAAAGCCAUCCAGAAUAUUAGCACCUCACUCCAUCUGCAGCUCUCACUCUGCCUCUUCCUGGCCCACCUGCUCUUCCUCACGGCCAUCGACAGAACUGAGCACAAGGUGCUGUGCUCCAUCAUCGCGGGUGCCUUACACUAUCUCUACCUGGCCUCCUUCACCUGGAUGUUGCUGGAGGGCCUGAACCUCUUCCUCACCGCACGCAACUUGAUGGUGGUCAACUACUCUAGCGUGAGCAGGUUCAUGAAGAAGUUCAUGUUCCCUGUGGGCUACGGAAUCCCGGCUGUGAUUGUGGCCAUUUCUGCAGCUUCCAGGCCUCACCUUUAUGGAACACCUGUCCGAUGCUGGCUCCACACAGACAACGGAUUUAUAUGGGCCUUCCUUGGCCCCGUCUGCGCCAUCAUCUCUAUUAACUUGGCUUUCUUUCUGAUGACCUUCUGGAUUCUGAAAAACAAGCUCUCCUCACUCAACAGGGAUGUGUCCACCCUCCAGAACACGAGGAUGCUGACAUUUAAAGCAAUGGCUCAGCUCUUCAUCUUGGGCUGCACAUGGUGUCUGGGAAUCCUGCAGGUGGGCCCAGCUGCUCACGCCAUGGCCUAUCUCUUCACCAUCAUCAACAGCCUGCAGGGUGUCUUCAUCUUCCUGGUGUACUGUCUCCUCAGCCAGCAGGUCCAGGAGCAAUACAGGAAAUGGUUGAAAGGGGUCAAGGAAACCAAAGCCAACUCUGAGAAGUACACCCUCUCCAGCAGGGCCAUGUCUGAAGUCUCCAAACACAAUGAGAAAAUCAAGUCAGCAGCAUGA